AUGAACACUGUGAAUACACUGAAACUAGCGGAACUUGAGAAAACUGUUGAUGCUCACAGUCAUAGUAUUGCGAUUCUUCAUGAGAUGCUCUCUGUUAUGACGAGUAAACUUGAUGAGAUCAACGAAGACACCGCAUCUUACUAUGAAAUAUCUCGUGGAAACAAAUUACUGUUAUUUGACCUUAAAGAAGUGUACGAUUGCGCACAUGGGAUCAAAGGGAUUACUACAUCUUUGGAAGAGGUCAAGACUCGUGUCGACGACUACAGUUGGUAUCUUAAAAACAAAAUUAAAGAACACACCCAAAGUCCUCUAGUUGUCCAAAAGACUCAACAAAUCUUAAAAGAUGAAGUCCAUGUGAUGGGAACGGAAGUCUCUACUCUGAAAGACGACUUGAAAGCGUUGAAUGACGUGGUACGUGGGAAGUCCCUUGAAGAUAUCAAACCGUCGAAUCCAAGCCCAAGAGUGGCGGAAACUCUUCAUCACCUUUCACUGGAAACGAAAGAGAAAAACAGCAAAUCUGGUUCUCCCCCACCAAAAGACACGACAGGAGGUAAAAGUCCACGAAAUUUCUUUGGAAAAUUAAAGAAACAAAUUGGCGGCACAUCGAAGGAAGAACCGCCACCAAGUACCGACACAAACAAAACGCCACGAGAACUUGCUAAAGAGAAGAAGGAAAAGUUGAAGAAGGAGAAAGAAGAGAAGGCCAACCAGAAGAAGGAGGAGAAGGCGAAGAAGAUAAGCGACGCGAAGGAAAAGCGCCAAAAUAAAGAGAAGAAGGACCGACCGAAGAGUGACGUCCUUCAACAAGCGGAAAUCCAAAAGGAAUUAACUGUGAAGGAAAAGAGCUCUCCAAAAGAACCAGCAAAAACCGCUCCAGGGAGUAAGAGAGAGUCACUCAAUAAAGAAGAACAACAUGUGGAAGACUCAAACACUACACAAAGUGUGAAAGAAAGUAAAAAUGUGACUCGACCGCAAAGUGUCACUAUAGACGUGUCGCUGGUGAAAGUUAAAGUCGAACCUUUUGAGAAAACAAAUGCAGAAAAGUUCUUUGAAAUGGGAGAAGACCACCGAGUCGCUGUGUAUAUGCCCAACUUUGAAAGCAAGGAACAACAAAAAUUUUUCGAAUGGAUGAAAUACGCUUUUCAUGCCACAAACUUUUUUGAAUUGUAUCUUGAAUGUCGACCACAAAACGUCUUUAUUGUCUGCAAAACUAUUGAAGAAGGAAUUGAUGUAGAAGAACAAGUCUACAAGAUGUUCCCAGAUACAACGUGUUACAUUGCACAAUAUGGCAAGCCUUGUGAUCCAGAAGCAGAUAUUAUAUACACUGUCGACAACGAUGGUAAAUUUGUGAAUGAAAUUGAUAACUACCAACUCGUUAACAGUUUUUUGAACCAUCAGCGUCAAUAUUGUCAAUAA
Molecule: messenger RNA, 1416 nt
Organism: Entamoeba invadens IP1
Lineage: Eukaryota; Evosea; Mastigamoebida; Endamoebidae
Exons: 1
Coding region: 1-1416 (471 amino acids)
Source: RefSeq, a predicted model, not a curated record